This is a messenger RNA of Thalassophryne amazonica, 1395 nucleotides long. RefSeq lists its product as uncharacterized. Gene Ontology annotation, molecular function: chlorophyllide a oxygenase activity; 2 iron, 2 sulfur cluster binding. Gene Ontology annotation, biological process: cholesterol metabolic process; chlorophyll biosynthetic process. The record is from RefSeq and is a predicted model, not a curated record. NCBI's taxonomy places the organism in Eukaryota, Metazoa, Chordata, Actinopteri, Batrachoidiformes, Batrachoididae. Gene Ontology annotation, cellular component: chloroplast. The coding region runs from base 1 to 1338 and encodes 445 amino acids. The transcript is spliced from 7 exons.
AUGGACGGUCGGACCGUGUCCACAGGGAGGCUGGCAGCCGUCGUCACGUUGGCUUUAGGUGCCACGUUCUUCUUCCAGGACGGAGACCUGGUGGCUGCAGCGUCUGGCUGGCGGAGGACGGCGCCGGUCGGCGCUCCGGCCGGGGCGGCGCUGCUGGCGCUGGUCUGGCUCUACCGGCUGCUCUGCUCCCCGCUGGAGGUGUUCAGAGCCAUCGAAGAUGUGGGUUACGUCGUCGAGGAGGGUCGGUCCAGAGCCCAGGUGGCGAACGAGGUCCGCCGGAGGAGGAAAACCGGAGAGCUGCCUCCUGUCUACCCGAACGGCUGGUACCGGGUCCUGGACUCACACAUGGUGAAGAGAGGGGAGGUGAAGAACGUCUCCAUCCUGGGUGAGCAGGUGGCAGUGUUCCGUGGUCAGGAUGGCAAAGCCUGUGUGCUGGAUGCUUAUUGCCCUCAUCUGGGAGCCAACUUGGCUGUGGGAGGGCAGGUGGUGGGAAACUGCCUGGAGUGCCCAUUUCAUGGAUGGCAGUUUCGUGGCGAUGAUGGUAAAUGUGUGAAGAUACCGUACUCAGAAAAAGUUCCGGGGUUUGCCAAGAUACACCGCUGGCUCAGCUGUGAGAUCAACGGCCAGAUUUUGGUUUGGUUCCACUGUGACCGAGAUGAGCCUCACUGGACUGUCCCAGAGCAGCAGGAGAUUACAAAGGGCGAGUGGGUCUAUCGGGGGAGAACUGAGCAUUUUGUCAGCGCUCACAUACAAGAGAUUCCAGAGAAUGCAGCCGACGCUGCUCACCUGGCUCACCUGCACACACCGGGAAUGGUCAGUGGCGUAGAUCUGCGUUACACCAAGAACAAAACCUGGGAGUUUAUGCGACAUGACUGGAAGGUUGAAUGGAAACAAGAAGAAGAGCCAAACAGUCAUUGUUCCCGGAUGUUGGUGAAACAUGCCCUGACUUUGUUUGGACAUCACUGGCCUCUACUAGAUGUUGAUGUCGUGGCCAGACAGGUUGGUCCAGGAGUGGUGUUUCUGCUGUUCAACCACAGCUUCUUAGGUCGGGGUGUAAUCAUGCACUGUGUGACACCAGUGGAACCUCUACUGCAGUACGUCACGCACACCAUCUUCUACCAGUCCAGCAUUCCACCACUGGUACCCAAAUUCAUCCUCAAAGCAGAGUCCAUUCAGUUUGAACGGGAUGUGAUGAUCUGGAACAAUAAGAAGUACGUGUCCAAGCCUGUCCUCACCAAAGAAGACUCAGCCAUCCAAAAGCACCGGCGCUGGUUCAGUCAGUUCUACAGCCAGAACAGCCCGCGACUGCAGCUCCAACGUGACACUUUAGACUUCUGAUCCAUCUGAGGAGAUAUCAGGCCAGGCUGGUAUUUAUCAGAUGUUUGAGACGAGUUA